Messenger RNA from Paramuricea clavata, 873 nucleotides. The record is from the annotation of a GenBank genome assembly. Lineage: Eukaryota; Metazoa; Cnidaria; Anthozoa; Malacalcyonacea; Plexauridae.
AUGGAGGAUUUAGGAGUCUUACAUUGGUUCUUAGGCACUGAGUUCAAAUGUUCUGAUGGUAUGAUAGAGAUGAACCAAACUCGCUAUAUUGAAAAGGUGUUAGAAAAAUUUGGAAUGAAUAAUUGUAAACCUAAGAGAACCCCAUCUGUUCUUGGAUUUGACAAGGUUAUUGAUAUGGAAUCACCUGUCUUAGAGGAUCCCAACUCCUAUAGGCAGAUUGUUGGAAGCCUUAUUUAUGUCAUGACAGGUACAAGACCAGAUUUGUGCCACAUUGUGACAAAGUUAUCUCAACACAUGUCAGAACCUACGGCAGCAGCUUUAAAUGCAGCAAAGCAUGUUCUUAGGUACUUGAAAGGAACGUCUGUUUUAAGUUUAAAGUUCAGAAAAAUGAAACAACCUUUGGAGUUGAUAGGUUUUAGUGACUCUGUUUGGGGAGGUUGUGUUAGUGAUAGAAAGAGUAUUUCAGGUUAUUGUUUUCAACUGUCAGAAUCAGGACCUUUGUUGUCCUGGAAAAGUAAGAAACAGCAGACAGUUGCACUGUCCACAUGUGAAGCCGAAUAUAUCGCACUGGCUGAAACUGUGCAAGAAGGUAAGUUUUUAAAGCAGUUGUGUAUUGAUUUAGGGAUAUUACAGGUAAGUAAUAAGGUGUUGAUUAAUGCUGAUAACCAAGGCGCGAUCAAGUUAGCAAGGAAUCCAGCAUUCCAUAAGCGGUCCAAGCAUGUUGACAUAAAAUAUCAUUUUAUAAUGAGCGAAGCGCAGCAAGGCGCAAUAAGCUUAAGGUAUAUCGCAAGCGAGGAUAAUUUAGCGGACAUAUUCACAAAACCGGUAAGUAAAGUUAGGAUGGAUAAGUUCAAACAUUUUAUCUGUAAUUAG